AUGGCUACCCUCAGGCACGAAUUCUACGAGACUGACGAAAAACUCACACUUACCAUCUUCGACCGAGGCGCCGAUCCGGUGUCUGUGAACAUCACGUUCCAACCGAGAAAGGUGGUGUACGAGAACGGAGAUAAGAAGCUCGAACUCGAGCCGCUCAAGGGCCAGAUUGAUCCAGAAAAGAGUAGUUUCGUCGUGGGUAAGGUCAAGGUGGAGAUGCGUCUCGUCAAGGCUGCACAAGGACGCUGGGGCGUUCUCGUGGGCAAUGCACCAGACCCCCUCUCUCCAUUCCCCAGCGCACCGGCCUCAGCUCCCAAGCCCUCAGGCAGCACGCUGCCUCAAGCUCAAAAGAACUGGGAUAAGCUGACGACGGACAUUCUGGCAUCCGAAAAAGAAAAAUCGAGUGCCGAGGACCCCAAUGUGACCGGCGACAGCACCGUCAACAAGUUCUUCCAAGACUUGUUCAAAGACGCAGACGAGGACACAAAGCGCGCGAUGAUGAAAAGCUACCAGGAGAGCGGAGGAACGACGUUGAGCACCAACUGGGACGAGGUCUCCAAGGCGCGGGUCGAGGUGAAGCCUCCCCAGGGAAGUGAGUAUAAGAAGUGGGGUGCGUGA
This is a messenger RNA of Heterobasidion irregulare TC 32-1, 615 nucleotides long. RefSeq lists its product as uncharacterized. The transcript has 4 exons. Gene Ontology annotation, molecular function: protein-folding chaperone binding. The record is from RefSeq and is a predicted model, not a curated record. Gene Ontology annotation, biological process: protein stabilization. Bases 1 to 615 code for a protein of 204 amino acids. NCBI's taxonomy places the organism in Eukaryota, Fungi, Basidiomycota, Agaricomycetes, Russulales, Bondarzewiaceae.